This is a messenger RNA of Ochlerotatus camptorhynchus, 2600 nucleotides long. It is a transcript of the gene Osi17, whose product is annotated as DUF1676 domain-containing protein Osi17. Lineage: Eukaryota; Metazoa; Arthropoda; Insecta; Diptera; Culicidae. The transcript is spliced from 9 exons. Bases 462 to 2525 code for a protein of 687 amino acids. The record is from RefSeq and is a predicted model, not a curated record. Gene Ontology annotation, cellular component: membrane.
UGGUGUUUGUGACUUUGAAGUGCAUCGUUGAAGAUCAUCGUCGGUUGAAGAUCAGCGCAGAUUGAGAUCGAAGUUCGACUUGCCGGACAAGAAGGAAAGGGCAGUGAACCUCCCUCGGCCGCCCAUGGGCUCACACACUGGACACUAAGAUCGACAUCAUCAACAAACGCGACUCGACAUGGACCACCUUCUUCCGAUGCCGAUGGUCGAAGCGGAAAUCGUUUAAGUUUUCAGUUUCGAAUUACGCGGGAGCAAAUGACUCAAUUAGUCCCAACUCGAUUUGUUUUCCAAAGGGCUUUCGAAAGUGACACACGUUCCGUGACAAGUGAGAGUGGAAAUUAAUCGAAGAAAGUGAGUGUGUAUGUGUAUGUGCUCAGUGAACGCAGUUCUAAUAAUCGAAAGGAAAAGCGAGUAAAACCAGGCCGUCGGUGCGUGCAACAACAGUACACUUAGGAAGAAAUAUGCAAUCAAGUUCAGCGGACAUGGAGGCGAGACUGGUCGGGGAUCAUCACUGCCAUCAAAGCGACAAAAACGGACCUCGGAGAAAGAUGGUCAGUGGGGCAAAUGGAUCUUCAUCGCGACAACGACGGUGGUUGGCGGUGAUUAUAUGUUUAAGUGCGUUCACAAGUUUCGUGGUUGCCACCGAAGAGAGCACGACAACGGCCGACAUCGAGUCCACCAACUACCAUAAUCAGACAAUCGAUAGUGAUAGUGAUAGGCUAAGUGUGGAAAUUAGCAACCUGACCAUUUCAACGAGCUCCGAGCAUCCCGUGACGACCACUACCAGUACGGCCCGUAGCAGAAAGCCCAUGUUUUCGACCGGAAAUCGCCUCUGGGAUGCACUGAUUGCCGAGUGCAUCAAGAAGCCGACGUUUGCCUGCAUUCAGAAGAACGUGUACAAUUUCCUCGGUGAAUCGUUGGAGGUGGGAGAUUUCAACGUGAGCAAUCGGGUGAUUUUUACCAAGAAUCGAGUGGAUUUCACCAAAUAUACCCGGGAGGCAAACGAAGCAGAUGAGGAGGAUAACGAGAUUCCGGAUGCCCGGGGAGAUUUCGAACCAACGUCCCCCAUCGAGGAAGUCACCUCUGCGUUGCACGACAAAACGCUCAAGUUUAUGCUGACUCACGAUGUCAACGUUCGCAUGCCGGAGAUCAUGUUCGAUGGAGCCAUUUUCCGCAUCGAACCGCGUGCCAUCGAGGGCAACGGAAUGCUGGCCAAGUUGGAGUUCGUUCCACGGACGACCAUCGAGGCACGUGGUGCUUCGGAGCCGAGGAUCCUGUUCAAGAAGAUUAAAAAAUUCUUCCAAAGCAAACUGCUACUGGCCUUCCUGGGCAUCAUCCUAAUCAUCAAAAUCAUCAAGAUCAAGGUCAUGUGGUUGCUCCCGCUGCUGGUCGGCGUCGGCACGGCCAAGAAGCUGAUCCUCAAGUUCAUGUUGUUCCUCUUCCCGGCGCUGUCACACAUCUUCAAGCUUUGCUCGUACUACCACGCGUCCUACCACAAGCCAAACUUCCACCACCAUCAGCAUCACAUCAGUCAUCUGCACUCGUUCUACCCCCAUGAACACAAGGAGCUUCCGGAGUUGAUCUACACCAAGCCCCCUCGUGGUCACCCAUCGGAGUACCUUCACGGAGCGCCAGUGCCACCGCAUGCCCACUUCCAGCCGGAGCUCCACUACGAAACCUCCGGACCCGGUCUUGGAUCAGAGUUCAUUAGCGAUAGAAACUCUUACGUAGACACCUCGUUCAAGCCACGGUACGAGGACAUGAAUGAUAUCAAUGCAUGGGGUUUGGGCACUGGUUCAACAACAGCACUGCCAAAGCAACCACAACCAUCAUCAUCAUCAUCUGCAUUCUCUUCACCACCUUCCUCCGGUAGUAGCCACAGCAGCAAUGUAAAUCCGCUCACGCAUCAUCAGAACAGAAUAUUUAACCCGAAACCCGUGUACGGACCACCACCCUCAGCUCACGGACCAUCAGCUCACGGUUUUUCAUCGGGAGGCCUGAAACGGACCCCCACCGGAGCGGCCUCGUCGAUUGCGGCCUCCUACGUUUCAGCCCCAUCCGGUCUAACGAUGGCAGCAGAAGAGCAACUGAUCCGUGAAGCUCAGCGGCAGGAAGCCUACAGGAUAGCUCAAGAGCAGAAGCUAAUCGCCAAACAGCAACAGAUUGUCAAUCACCAGGCGUUCGUGCAGGAGGGCGUCACUCCGCGACCCGUCGAUCAGUUCUACAGUCCCAUACUGCAGCGGCUGGAUAAGGUAUUCAACUCGCUUGGCGUGGCGGAUGAAAAUUGCCGCGAACGGCUCGUAUGCGCCAUGUACAAGGCUCCGAUCAAGUACAGCCCGCACAGUAACUACGUUUCGGCGGAACUGAGCAGGGACGCGACGGAGCUGCAGAAACCCACCUCGACGAACGCAGCCGUGAUUCGAUUCUACCGGUACGUGCAGGCGGCCCGCGAUGGCCAAGACCAGCGGGACUGCCGUCAAACUUACUCGCUCUGUACAAUCAACAUUGACAAGAAGAAGAAGUAAACACAAUAGACACAACAAACAAUACAACAAUAGACCGGAAUCAAAAACAUCAACAAAAUAACAAGUUGCUCAAUA